CCUCCUCCAAACCGCCACAGCCUCUCUAUUUUAACACCCUUCUCUAUCCUCAUAACUCAGAAACACCAGAAUCAUAGCACAAAAACAACAUAAAGCAUACAUAUGGCUUCCAAGCAAACGCAUAGAGAGAACUCCACAGGCGAGAAAGACAGGGUCCCAACGCUGACCAGCCACUUUGAGUCUUUGGCUGAUAAAGUGAAAGAUCAGGAGAGAGAAGAGACUGAGAAUCAGAGAGAGAAGCAUACUGAUCAAACAAGGGGAAAGGGAUCCUAUGUUGUGGGGAAGUUUGAAAAUGUUGAAGAUCAGAAUGAUGUGGGUAAGGCUAAAGGUGGGGAAGGUGAAGGUACUGAUAUAGGUGAGGGACGAAAAGAAGGCAAAGAGGUUAGCGAGGGUCAAGAGAGAAAAGAACAACCUUCUCUAGAAGAUAUUUCCAAGCUCAGAGCAAAAGCGCAGCAAAACUCGUUAGACACACUACGGGCGGCGGAGGAGAGGUAUGAGAAGGCAAAAGAAUCCGUGAGCCAGGGAGUCGGUGCUGCAACCGUGUAUACCAAAGAGAAGGCUGCACAAACAAAGGAUACUGUCCUAGAUAAAGGUCGGGCAGUUAAAGACAGUGCAGCAGAGAAGGGUGCACAAGCAAAGGAGACCGUUACCAGCACAGCUAAGACAGCUGCGGAUUACACAGCAUCAACGGCAGAGAAAGCUAAGGACUAUGCGCUACAAAAGGCAGUGGAAGCGAAAGAAGUGGUUGUGCGUGCAGGGGAGACCACCGUCCAUAACGUUGAGGAAAAGGCUGAAGAUUUGAAGGACAGGACUGCCGUGGCGGGGUGGACUGCAGCACAUUACUCGUGCGAGAAAGCCGUGGAGGGAACUAAAGCAGCAGCAAGGGCUGUUAAAGAAACAGCAGAGUAUGCAGGACAUAAGGCUGCCGAGAUUGCAUCCAAACCAUUGUCUGCUGCCAAGGAUGUUGCUGUAGGCACAGGAGAGAGUGCAAAGGAGUAUACAGCUAGGAAGAAAGAAGAAACAGAGAGAGUAUUGAAGGCUAAGAGAUCAGCCGAAAAUCAGGGAGACAACAUGGAAGAGGAAUCGAAGGUUCAACAAACAAAAACAAAAGAGGUGGAAGAAGAGGGCAAACCGUCCGAGAGUGUCAUGCAAGAAAGCUUUCAGCGAAUGCAAGAAAAUGGCAGAGGAAACAGGGGUGGGAUACUUGGAGCCAUUGCAGAAACUAUAGCUGAGAUUGCUCAGCAGACGAAAGAGCUAAUUAUUGGGCAGCACAAGACUUGAGUCUGGACCCAAAUGCGACGUAAGCAAGAACAACACGAAAACGACGAGGGUACGCAGUGAAAUCCCAAAUAAGUAAAUGAUUCAUGGUUCCGGAGAUGGUGGUCCCAUUUUGUCAUAUAUUGGAAGUCUAAUGUGUAUUAUUGAGUGGGUGAAUAAAGUUAGUCCCAACUGUGACUCAGAACCCUGUUUUUGUUUUAGUUGCUUUAUGAGGAUGUUGUCAAGUGCGUGUCCAUUUUGUAUUAAUACAUGAAUUGAUCCUCUCGUCCACGGAAA
This is a messenger RNA of Juglans microcarpa x Juglans regia, 1554 nucleotides long. Its product is annotated as seed biotin-containing protein SBP65-like. Lineage: Eukaryota; Viridiplantae; Streptophyta; Magnoliopsida; Fagales; Juglandaceae. The coding region runs from base 103 to 1281 and encodes 392 amino acids. The transcript has 2 exons. The record is from RefSeq and is a predicted model, not a curated record.